AUGGAUGCUCUAUCUACGGGUUCGCUCUCCGGAGCACAGAAAGAAGAGUUGAUGGAUCAGGUGAAACAGCAAAUUGCUAUUGCGAACGCUCAGGAGUUACUGACGAAAAUGUCUGAGAAAUGUUUCAAAAAGUGCAUCAAUAAACCGGGCACAGCGCUGGACAAUUCCGAACAGAAGUGCAUUGCGAUGUGCAUGGACAGGUAUAUGGACGCGUGGAACCUGGUGUCGCGGACGUACAGCAGUCGUAUCCAGCGAGAGAGGAACAACAUGUGAAAGCGACCACCAGGGACUGAGAGCCGUGUGCGAGCGCGUCACUGUAAAUAUAGACGACUUAGUAGUUACAAAGCAUUUGAAAUUGUGAGUUGCGGCUGCCGGUUAUGUUAAUGUGUUCAAUAAAAGUACUUUAGGUUGUUA
Molecule: messenger RNA, 414 nt
Organism: Helicoverpa armigera (cotton bollworm)
Lineage: Eukaryota; Metazoa; Arthropoda; Insecta; Lepidoptera; Noctuidae
Product: mitochondrial import inner membrane translocase subunit Tim13
Exons: 1
Coding region: 1-273 (90 amino acids)
Source: RefSeq, a predicted model, not a curated record